CAAUCCGUUGGACGCUUACUGCUCCUUACUUUGAAGGUUGAAAUGUCCAACUCCCAUGGCUACGAGGAGUUGGCUACUCUUGAUGAGCAGGCAUGUACACGAUUCCUGAAACGGUACCAGGAAAUUUCCGAAGCCGCUCCGUUCGCAUUCCGACUAAGAUCUAUCAACGUUUCCCAGCUCCUGGACGAGUCACCCCUGCUGCUGUUAUCCAUAAUUGUAACCGCCAGUAGCAGCAACCACAAAGUGCAAAGACAAGCAGACCGAGCAUUCCUCCAUGCAUUCGCUGACAGAGUCAUCUUCAACGGUGAGAAGAGGAUGGAAAUUUUCCAAAGUCUACUCACCUAUCUGAACUGGUACCACCAACGGUUUGACUCUCAGAAGCAGCAAUUCUACCAAUUUAUGCAACUGGCCAAUGGCAUGGCCGCGGAUCUUUUUUUGCCACGACUGUUCGCUUGUGAUACUGCAGCACUCGUAAAGACGCCCCAAAUUACCGACCGAGCUCGGGUCUUUCUCCAGUGUUACUACCUCAAUGUCGGUGGCAACGCUCUGGGUUUCGACCGGCCGGAGACGAUGCAAUGCCCUCAGAGCUUAUUAGGGGCCGCGCACGUAUUGGCGACGGCACGAGAGUUUCCCUUCGACGAGGAUGCUCCCGUAAUUCUUGAAUUGAUGGUCAUCGCAAGUCAGCACCAAAAAUGGAUGAGGAGCUCCAAGGAUGAUGCGCGAUGCUUUGGAGGGCUGCAGAAUUUGAGGGACUCAUUGUGUGGGUGGAGAGCCAAAGGCAUGUCCUCAUCCACACAAGACAUGUUGGCUCCAACAUACCACUUUGUCACAGCGUACACUUUUCUCAAGUCAAAAGCUCUCAGACAGCCCGGCUCUCUUGCGAUUGAGAUCGGAUUGGAAGCAUGUCAAGCAGUCUUGACUCAGAUUCUUGCGCAAGGAUCUUCCCAUCUCGUGGAGCUAUGCAUAGUGGAGUGGGCACAUCUGAUCACCACUCUCUUCAUCCUGCCUUGGCUCGAGAUCUCAGCCACUCUGAUCCAGUCGACGAGAUCCGUGAGCGCACACACCCCUUCCACGAUCGGCUUCAUCUCGGCAUUCCGCGCACAGCUACUUGAUCUAAAAAUCCAAUCAGAACAGGAGAAGAUCCUCCAGGCCGAGACAUUGGUUGGCUGGCUGGAGACCAUUCUCACAGCCGUUGAAACGAGGGCAACCGCGCUCUCCGGCAAAUUUUCGAACUCUGCCAACGAAGAGGAAACCGCGUUCGAGUUGGUCAAUUCGUUCCUGAAUAAGGAAAUCGGUGGACUGUCUCAGCCUCCCGAAGCGGUAGACCAGGUCGGCUCUUGCAACUCUAAGGAAGACUCGUGGCUCGACUUCAUGUCUGACUGGUUGGACUGGUAG
Molecule: messenger RNA, 1395 nt
Organism: Exophiala aquamarina CBS 119918
Lineage: Eukaryota; Fungi; Ascomycota; Eurotiomycetes; Chaetothyriales; Herpotrichiellaceae
Exons: 1
Coding region: 43-1395 (450 amino acids)
Biological process (GO): regulation of DNA-templated transcription
Cellular component (GO): nucleus
Molecular function (GO): transcription cis-regulatory region binding; DNA-binding transcription factor activity, RNA polymerase II-specific
Source: RefSeq, a predicted model, not a curated record